AGUCCCGCCCCAGAGAAGGCCAGUCGGAGUUGGACCGGAGAUAGACUGUCUUCGACCAGUCGUUACUAGACGCAUCUUGACAGGAGCCGCAGCACAGCAGCUAACCCGCACUUCCACUUAACACGGACACUUUUUACAGAAGUUAUUAUUUAUUUUUCAACCUGUCGUUCAGGUGGACUCUGGAUAGUCUGACCGGUCGAGGCUGCCUCCCCUCACCCGUUCUACCGUGUACAAGGAACUCAGCCAUGCACCCUCCCCCGUCGCUCCUAUUCCUCCUCCACCUCUCACUCUACCCCAGUGCAUGCUGGUCCUCCAGGAUCAUCGUAGUCCCUCCCAUCAUGUUUGAGUCCCAUCUCUACAUCUUCAAGACCCUUGCCACAGAACUCCACCUCCAGGGACAUGACACUUCCUUCCUGCUGUCAGAGGGACGCCAGGUGCCCCCCUCCCCCCACUACACCUUCCAGCGUUACCCAGGCAUCUUCAACUCCUCCACAGCCGACAGCUUCCUCCAAUCAAAGGUCAGCAACAUCUUCUCCGGUCGUUUCACGGCGUUGGAACUCUUCGACAUUCUCGACCACUACGCCCAGAACUGCGACGCCGUCGUGGGAAACAAAGAGGUCAUGACCCAACUCAAGGACGCCAAAUUUGACCUUUUAUUGGUCGACCCCAACGAGAUGUGUGGGUUCGUGAUCGCUCACAUCCUCGGGGUUCCCUACGCCGUCUUUUCCACGGGCCUAUGGUACCCAGCGGAGGUCGGGGCUCCCGCCCCUCUCUCCUACGUCCCAGAGUUCAACUCUCUCCUCACCGAUCAGAUGUCUCUGGUCCAGAGGAUUACCAACACGGCGGUGUACCUGGUGUCCCGGUUCGGGGUUCAGUACCUGGUGUUACCUAAGUACGAGCGGAUCAUGAGGAAGCACGGUGUUGAGCCGCGGGUCGCCAUGCAGGACCUGGUUCAGGGGAGCAGGCUGUGGAUGUUGUCUACUGAUCUGGCUCUGGAGUUCCCCAGGCCCACUCUACCACACGUUGUCUAUGUAGGAGGGAUACUGACCAAACCUGCCAGCCCAUUACCUCAGGACUUUGAGUCGUGGGUAAAUGACACGGCGGAGCACGGUUUCGUGGUGGUAUCGUUUGGCGCCGGCGUCAAAUACCUCUCAGAGGAUAUCACUCACAAACUGGCUGGAGCCCUGGGCAGGCUGCCCCAACGCGUGGUCUGGAGGUUCUCGGGGGUUCCGCCCAGUAACCUAGGCAACAAUACCAAGUUGGUGGAUUGGAUGCCUCAGAACGACCUGUUGGGCCAUGCCAGAACAGUAGCCUUUCUGUCCCAUGGUGGUCUCAACAGUAUCUAUGAAGCGAUGUACCACGGUGUUCCUGUCGUGGGGCUCCCUCUGUUUGGGGACCACUACGACACUAUGACCCGGGUGGAGGCUAAAGGGAUGGGCAUCAUGGUUCACUGGAAGAGGAUGACAGAGGAGGAGCUGUACCAGGCACUGGACACUGUUAUCAACAAUAACAGGUAUCGUCAGCGUGCCCAGGUGCUCUCCUCCAUCCAUAAGGACCAACCAGGUCACCCGGUAACGAGAGCUGUCUAUUGGAUAAGCUACAUCCUCCGUCACCAUGGAGCCAACCAUUUACGAUCCUCUGUCUACACUGUCUCCACCUACCAGUACUUUCUAUUGGACGUUGUGCUGGUCGUAGGGGCGGGGCUGGCCCUGAUUGGCUACCUGUUUUACCGGAUAGCAGGGCUACUAAGGUCAACGGUUAAGGUUCAGGAGCGGGGGGGAGAGGUUGGUGACGGUGGCGACGACAAGGCAAACGGACAUUGCCAUAGCAACGGAGCAGUCGCUAACGGGAAGCACAAACGUAACAGAGCGCCGGUGGAGAACGACAAGAAGAUGAAGUAAAGGGGCGGAGACUCUGUUCUGGGGUCAGAGGUCGGAGAGGAAGCUGAUUCUACUGUAGAGAUUUAGGGUUUGGGGGAGAACACUCCUCAUUCUGGGAGACUGCAGAAAGACUGGGAUGAGGUGUGUGUGUGUGUGUGUGUGUGUGUGUGUGUGUGUGUGUGUGUGUGUGUGUGUGUGUGUUUUUCGGGGGAGGGAGGAGGGUUCACAACCAACAACAACAACCAAGGAGCUGGAAAGUCCUCUCCUCUCCUCCCUCUCUCCACUCCUCCUCUUCCCCCCUCUCUCUUUCUCUCUCUCUCUCUGUCUCUCUCUCUCCUCUCUCACUUUCUCUCUCUCCCACUCUCUCUCUCUCCCCCUCUCUCCUCUCAUCCUCUCUCCCCCCUCUCUUCUCACCCCCCCUCUCUCUCCUCUCUCUCCCCUCUCUCCUCUCAUCCUCUCCCUCCCUCUCUCCUCUCUCUCUCUUUCCCCCCUCUCUCCUCUCCUCCUCUUUCCCCCCUCUCUCCUCUCCUCCUCUUCCCCUCUCUCUCCUCUCCUCUCAUCCUCUCCCUCCCGCUCUCCUCUCUCUCUCUCUCUCUCUCUCUCUUUCUACCUCUCUCUCUCCCCGCUCUCUCUCUCCCCCUCUCUCUUCUCAUCCUCUCUCCCCCCUCUAUCUCUCUCCUCUCCUCCUCUCGCUCCCUCUCUCCUCAUCCUCUCUCUCCCCCCUCUCUCUCCUCUCUUCCUCUUCCUCUCCUCCCCUCUCUCUCCCUCUCCCCCCCCCCUCUCUCCUCUCAUCCUCCCCCCCCUCUGUCCCCCCCCCCCCUCUCUCUCUCUCUCUCUCUCUCUCUCCCCUCUCUCCUCUCCUCUGGAAUGGAAGAAUGAAGAAGAGGGUCUCUGAUCAACCCCAACAAGGUUAAACGAUGUGAUUUUUUGAAGGAGAAUCGCUGCUCACCAAGCGACUGUGGACAGACAACUAUGUGUUACAUAUAACAACACGCUAAACUAUUCUUUAAUCAGAUUAUAUUUUAUUUAUUUAAUUUCACUCAUCAAUCAGUCAGACUGCAGUGUACAGUAGAUCCUAACAGGGUUGGAAUGAUAUAAUGCUAUGUUAGUUAGAUAUGCAGUAUAUUUAGAUUUAAUGUCUGUCUGUUUCUCUGUCUGUCUGGGAUUUGUUAUGUUAGUAAGAUAUACAGUGUAUUUAGAUAUAAAGUCUGUCUCUCUGUCUGUCUGCUUCCCUCAUUCCCUCUAGACUGACCCUAAUGGCCCCAAACCCUCAUUCCCUCUAGACUGUCCCUAAUGGUCCCCUAUUCCUUCCCUCAUUCCCUCUAGACUGUCCCUAAUGGUCCCCUAUUCCUUCCCUCAUUCCCUCUAGACUGUCCCUAAUGGCCCCCUAUUCCUUCCCUCAUUCCCUCUAGACUGUCCCUAAUGGCCCCAAACCCUCAUUCCCUCUAGACUGUCCCUAAUGGCCCCCUAUUCCUUCCCUCAUUCCGUCUAGUCUGUCCCUAAUGGACCCCUAUUCCUUCCCUCAUUCCCUCUAGACUGUCCCUAAUGGUCCCCUAUUCCUUCCCUCAUUCCCUCUAGACUGUCCCUAAUGGUCCCCUAUUCCUUCCCUCAUUCCCUCUAGACUGUCCCUAAUGGUCCCCUAUUCCUUCCCUCAUUCCAUCUAGACUGUCCCUAAUGGCCCCCUAUUCCUUCCCUCAUUCCCUCUAGACUGUCCCUAAUGGCCCCCUAUUCCUUCCCUCAUUCCCUCUAGACUGUCCCUAAUGGCUCCAAAUCCUCAUUCCCUCUAGACUGUCCCUAAUGGUCCCCUAUUCCUUCCCUCAUUCCAUCUAGACUGUCCCUAAUGGUCCCCUAUUCCUUCCCUCAUUCCCUCUAGACUGUCCCUAAUGGCCCAAAACCCUCAUUCCCUCUAGACUGUCCCUAAUGGCCCCCUAUUCCUUCCCUCAUUCCCUCUAGACUGUCCCUAAUGGCCCCUAUUCCUUCCCUCAUUCCCUCUAGACUGUCCCUAAUGGUCCCCUAUUCCUUCCCUCAUUCCCUCUAGACUGUCCCUAAUGGUCCCCUAUUCCUUUCCUCAUUCCCUCUAGACUGUCCCUAAUGGCCCCAAACCCUUAUUCCCUCUAGACUGUCCCUAAUGGCCCCUAUUCCUUCCCUCAUUCCCUCUAGACUGUCCCUAAUGGUCCCCUAUUCCUUCCCUCAUUCCCUCUAGACUGUCCCUAAUGGCCCCAAACCCUCAUUCCCUCUAGACUGUCCCUAAUGGCCCCCUAUUCCUUCCCUCAUUCCCUCUAGACUGUCUCUAAUGUCUCCCUAUUCCUUCCCUCAUUCCCUCUAGACUGUCUCUAAUGUCUCCCUAUUCCUUCCCUUAUUCCCUCUAGACUGUCCCUAAUGGUCCCCUAUUCCUUCCCUCAUUCCCUCUAGACUGUCCCUAAUGGCCCCCUAUUCCUUCCCUCAUUCCCUCUAGACUGUCCCUAAUGGCCCCCAAACCCUCAUUCCCUCUAGACUGUCCCUAAUGGUCCCCUAUUCCUUCCCUCAUUCCCUCUAGUCUGUCCCUAAUGGACCCCUAUUCCUUCCCUCAUUCCCUCUAGACUGUCCCUAAUGGUCCCCUAUUCCUUCCCUCAUUCCCUCUAGACUGUCCCUAAUGGCCCAAAACCCUCAUUCCCUCUAGACUGUCCCUAAUGGCCCCAAACCCUCAUUCCCUCUAGACUGUCCCUAAUGGCCCCCUAUUCCUUCCCAUUACAGAGACAGAUCUAUAUUUCAACAUAGGGAAUAGGGGGCCAUUACAGAGGCAGAUCUAUAUUUCAACAUAGGGAAUAGGGGGCCAUUACAGAGACAGAUCUAUAUUUCAACAUAGGGAAUAGGGGGCCAUUACAGAGACAGAUCUAUAUUUCAACAUAGGGAAUAGGGGGCCAUUGCAGAGGCAGAUCUAUAUUUUAACAUAGGGAAUAGGGGGCCAUUACAGAGGCAGAUCUAUAUUUUAACACAGGGAAUAGGGGGGCCAUUACAGAGACAGAUGCCUCUUACACGUCUCCACAGCAACCUGUUCGGUUGUUGUCAUAGUAACCAGCGACUAAUUUUAACGACUGGAUUCUGAGAGUUGACGACCUGUUGGAGACUGUUUUACCAAGUUGUUGGUUCACACCAGGUCACAGACCGACAAAACAGAUCACAUCGAUCAUACCGGAUCAUUCCGGUCAUACCGGAUCACACCGAUCACACCGGAUCAUUCCGGAUCAUACCGGAUCACACCGAUCACACUGGAUCACACCGAUCAUACCGGAUGAUUGCGAUCAUACCGAUCACACUGGAUCACACCGAUCAUACCGGAUCAUACUGGAUCACACCGAUCACACUGGAUCAUACCGAUCAUACCGAUCACACUGGAUCACACCGAUCAUACCGGAUCAUACUGGAUCCUACCGGAUCAUUCCGAUCAUACCGAUCACACUGGAUCACACCGAUCAAACCGGAUCAUACUGGAUCAUACCGAUCACACUGGAUCAUACCGAUCACACUGGAUCACACCGAUCAUACCGGAUCAUACUGGAUCAUACCGGAUCACACUGGAUCACACUGGAUCAUACCGGAUCACAACGAUCACACCGGAUCGUACCGGAUCACACCGGAUCACACUGGAUCAUACCGGAUCACAACGAUCACACCGGAUCGUACCGGAUCACACCGGAUCGUACCGGAUCACACCGAUCACACCGGAUCGUACCGGGUUCUAAAGCAAGCAGGAAUUAAUAAACCGACUUGACUGACAGUUCUCUAACCAAUCAGAGGAGAAGAGGAGGCAGGACAAUAACCAACCAGGACAUUGAUGUCCUUUAGAAAAUGUAAAGUUUCCAGAAGAAACUCUCGGGUGUUUGUCCCAAAUGGCACCCUAUUCCCUAGCGGGCUGUAGUCCAACGUUGUACACUAUAUAGGUAAUAAGGCUUUCAUUUAGGAUGCAACCUAGAGGUCUUUGACAGUGGUCAUCCCCUCUCUAUGAGCGCUGUGUGUGUCUGCCUCGCCUUGAAAUAAGACUGUUAUACUUGAAACAUCUUCAUCAUCAUCAUCAUCAGCAGUAGAGCCAGGGGCAGCCAGCCAGGUCACAGACCAUGACUAGAGAAGGGAGUCGAGGAAAGAAAAUAAAGAUUUUUUUUGUGUGAAUACAUCUCUUUGACUUUUUGUAAUGGUUUCAUUAUAAAUGAUAACUCUCUCUCUCUUUCCUUCCUCUCUCUCUCUUUCCUUCCUCUGUCUCUCUCUCUCUCUCUCCUUCUUCUGUCUCUCUCUGUCUCUCCUUCCUCUGUCUUUCUCUCUCCCCUUCCUGUCUGUCUGUCUGUCUGUCUGUCUGUCUGUCUGUCUGUCUGUCUGUCUGUCUGUCUGUCUCGCUCUCUCGCUCUCUCGCUCUCUCGCUCUCUCGCUCUCUCGCUCUCUCUCUCUCUCUCUCUCUCUCCCUCCUUCCUCUCUCUCUCUCUCAGUCUCUCCUUCCUCUGUCUUUCUCUCUCACCUUCCUGUCUGUCUGUUUGUCUGUCUGUCUGUCUGUCUCUCUCGCUCUCUCUCUCGCUCUCUCGCUCUCUUUCCUUCCUCUCUCUCUCUCUCUCUCUCUCUCUCUCUCUCUCUCUCUCCCUCCUUCCUCUCUCUGUCUCUCUGUCUCUCUCUGUCUCUCUCUCUCUCUCUCCCUCUCUCUCUCUCUCUCUCUCUCUCUCUCUCUCUCUCUCUCUCUCUCUCUCUCUCUCUCUCUCUCUCUCUCUCUCUCUCUCUCUCUCUCUCUCUCUCUCUCUCUCUCUCUCCAUCCCUCUCUCUCUCUCUCUCCAUCCCUCUCUCUCUCUCUCUCUCUCUCUCUCUCUCUCUCCAUCCCUCUCUCUCUCUCUCUCUCUCUCUCCAUCCCUCUCUCUCUCUCUCUCUCUCUCUCUCUCUCUCCAUCCCUCUCUGUCACACUAGAGUACCACCUGACCUGGUAUAAUGUGUUUUAAUAUUAGAAUAUUUAAAUAUUUAAAUUUCUUUUUGACGCUGAUUUUAAAUUAACUUGUCUGUCAGGGUGUGUAACCAUGUUGUAAAUAUAAACAUGUAAACAAACAACAGCUAAAUAGGGUGUGUAACCUUGUUGUAAAUAUAAAUAUGUAAACAACAACUAAAUAAACAUUUGUUUGCAUCAUC
Salvelinus fontinalis (brook trout) is the source of this 7016-nucleotide messenger RNA. RefSeq names its product UDP glycosyltransferase 8 (gene ugt8). The record is from RefSeq and is a predicted model, not a curated record. The transcript is spliced from 7 exons. The coding region runs from base 246 to 1901 and encodes 551 amino acids. Gene Ontology annotation, molecular function: UDP-glycosyltransferase activity. Lineage: Eukaryota; Metazoa; Chordata; Actinopteri; Salmoniformes; Salmonidae.